Molecule: messenger RNA, 1803 nt
Organism: Hymenoscyphus albidus
Lineage: Eukaryota; Fungi; Ascomycota; Leotiomycetes; Helotiales; Helotiaceae
Source: the annotation of a GenBank genome assembly
UCGGGGACUUCUCUGACAAAGACGUCCUACGACAACUCUUGAUAUCGACAACCCUUUGCUUCAGAUAGACACAUUAAUAAUCAGAUCUUUCCUCCAACACUCCCAACAGCUAUACAAUCCUGUAAACGCCUAUGCGAUAAGAUACUCAACAACCCUCGACUUCAACACAUAUCGCUCUCGCCACGGCGAGUAAGCCAACACGAUGGCUGUCAAGGCACUCAUCCCGUUCUUGGUCGCCAUGAUGUUGGCCACAGGCGUGUCCAAUACGCUCCUCACCAAGUAUCAAGUAUGUAGAGUCGUAACUGUAUAGCAUUGCUCCCAGCUAAUUCCUACCCUUCAGGACAACAUCUGCGUCCGGAACUGCGAUGCUCCCAACCCCAAAUCCCGCCACCUCUUCGAACAACCCGUCGUCCAAACAGCGCAGAUGUUCAUCGGUGAAAUGGGCUGCUGGAUCUUCGUCGGGAUUUUCUCACUCUUUGCUCGUUACUCUGGAAAGCCAUCAGCAGAACAGGAGGGAUACACGGCUGUAAACUCGAAUGAAGAUGGUGUUGAACCUGAAAUCGGUGACAACGCAUCGAUUCGGUCGAACUCGCCUUUGAACCCAACUGCCAAGAUCAUGAUGAGGAAAGAAGAGGAUAGAAUACCGUUGGUUGGGAUCAAGGUUCUCUUGUUGGCUUUACCGGCUAUUUGUGAUAUUUGCGGGACGACCCUUAUGAAUGUUGGUUUGCUCUUUGUGGAACCUAGUAUUUAUCAGAUGACUAGAGGCGCGUUGGUACUUUUCGUUGGGUUAUUCAGUGUUAUCUUCCUGAAGAGGAGGUUGCAUCUUUUCCAGUGGUUUGCCUUAGUUACCGUCGUUGCGGGUGUUGCGAUUGUUGGUUUGGCUGGAUGGUUAUAUCACAAGGCGGAUGCGCCCGAGACGGUCGGUGAAACUGCACUCCUUCUUGUUCGAGCGGCUAUUGUCAAAAUUUCCGAGGAGGUUAAGAAGCCUACUGCUGGGCUAGCAGUUAUCGGUGUUCUUCUGAUCGCUGGCGCCCAGAUCUUUACCGCUAGUCAGUUUGUACUUGAAGAGUACAUCUUGGAGAAUUAUGCCCUGGAACCACUCAAGGUCGUCGGAUGGGAAGGAAUCUUUGGUUUCUCAGUCACCGUCCUCGGCAUGUUGGUUCUCUACGCCGGAAUUGGGAGAACUCCAAAGGGACAAUAUGGAUAUUUUGAUCUGGUCGAGGCUUGGAGAGAGGUUACCCAAUACCGCGGAAUCUGGGUUUCAAGUAUCCUGAUCAUGAUUUCCAUCGGGUAUGUAUUCCCUUCUCAUCUCAUUAACAGAAAACUAACAAAGACAUCAGAGGAUUCAAUUUCUUCGGCCUCUCCGUUACACGAACCGUCUCCGCCACCUCGCGCUCCACAAUCGACACCUGUCGUACGCUCUUCAUCUGGAUCGCAUCCCUCUUCCUCGGGUGGGAAUCCUUCAAAUGGCUCCAGGUCCUCGGAUUCGCCCUGUUGGUCUAUGGAACCUUUUUGUUUAAUGGGUUGGUGAGACCUCCUUUGAAGCGAUGUUUCGUUCGCGAGGUCGAGGAACUCUUGCCUGAGGAACCUAUUGAACAUGCUUAAGCGCUUGACGUUGUAAUUACGAGAAUGAUUAUGCUGGUAGUAGCGAAAUUGACUUGAAGGGGAAGCGUUGUUUUUUUUGGGCAUUUUUUUUGGCGUUAUGGAUUCUUGUUUUUGAUCAAUCGAGGCAUCUUGGGAGUUGGAAAUUGGGAUCCUUUUUGUCGUAGGAUAUAUAUAAAUUAAGAUUUAUUAUUCCCUUAA